GGAGAGCGGCCGGUGCCGGCGGGAAGGAAGGGGAGGGAAGGGAAGGACGGGACGUGUCAUGGCGGCCGCUUCCCCUCAGCGCUGAGGCGCCGUGUGCGGGGGGCGGGAGGUGGCACCGGGCGCCCAUGGAGGGCUGCGGGGCCGAGGAGGAGGAGGAGGACGGCGGGCCCUUGCAGCGGCUCGUCAAGCGGCAGCGCAAGGAGAAGCGGGAGCUCCAAGCAAAAAUUCAAGGCAUGAAAAAUGCUGUUCCCAAGAAUGAUAAAAAGAGACGAAAACAGCUGGCUGAUGAAGUUGCCAAACUAGAAGCAGAACUUGAACAGAAGCACAAGGAGGAGUUAAAGCAGCUGAAGGAAGCUACACCUGAGCAGAAUAAGAUAGAUUCUGUAACUGAUGGGGUUGCAAAUGUAGAGCUUGAGCAACUGGAGCAACAGAUUCAGCAUCCUCGAAUAUCAAAAGCACAGAAGAGGAGGGAAAAAAAAGCUGCCUUGGAGAAAGAAAGAGAAGAAAGGAUAGCUGAAGCUGAGAUCGAGAAUUUAACAGGUGCUAGACAUGUUGAAAGUCAGAAACUUGCCUCCCUGUUGGCAGCAAGACACUUGGAGAUUAAGCAGAUUCCUUCCGAUGGCCACUGCAUGUACAGAGCUAUCGAAGAUCAGCUCAAGGAUCGCCAGAAUUCCUGGACUGUUACAACUCUGAGAAACCAAACGGCAAAGUAUAUGCAAAGUCAUUUUGAUGACUUCCUGCCAUUUCUUACAAACCCCACUACUGGAAACAUGUAUAGCAGAGAGGAAUUUGAAAAAUACUGUGAUGAUAUAGCAAAUACGGCUGCGUGGGGUGGUCAACUGGAACUAAGGGCUUUGUCGCACAUUUUGCAAACACCUAUUGAAGUAGUGCAAAUGGAUUCCCCGUCCAUUGUUGUUGGUGAAGAAUAUUCAGGCAAACCAAUAACACUUGUGUAUAUGAGACAUGCCUAUGGAUUAGGAGAACAUUAUAAUUCUGUAAAACUUCUAACAGACUCUGCUACAGAAAACGGCAGCUAACAAAAAAAAAACAAAUCCACAUGGAUAACAGUUGCAUCUUGAUACGUUGGGCUCCAAACAAUUCUCAGACAGACUGUAAAGUAAAACUACCUGGAAAGGAUUAACAAUAAAAAGGAUGUACCAGGGUUUUACUGUGAAUCAGAAAAAGCUCUUGAUUUAAAACAAACAAAAAAUGCAAACAAUGCAACAGUAUUUUGAACUUGUUGGUAUUAAUCUCUAAAAUGCUGGCUGUAUAGAUCAGAACUUUUUGUUUUAAUAGAGCUUUAUCCCAUGCCACAGUGAAAAUACUCAGCAGUAAAUGUUUUGAUUAAUCUCCAGUCUACUGAAGAAUUAAGGUUACCUGAAGGUUCCCGUCACGUUAUUUCUGGCAGAUUUUCAUGAUCAUGGAAGAGUUGAGGACUUUAAAAAAAAUGGUUUGUUCAGAUUGACAGACUAUCCUUUGCAGUGUUUCUUUAGUUCCAUCAGAAUCUAGCUUUAAUACUGUAAUAGGGAUCUGCUUCUUUAUUUGGGCAGGGAAGAGCUGGAGAGAAAUUCAGUAGUAGAAUCUCUUGCUUGGCUGAAGGAAUUGCAAACAGUCAUACGAUUUUAUGGACUUCUAUUUAAGUUUUUGCCAAGGUUUGAUGGAUUCACUUCUGUUUUGCAGCUGGCAGUAGGAACACUUGAUGCUCUUCCAACUACUAAAUCUGUUUGGAAGAGGAUUGCUGUUUAUGUACAUCGUAGCAUUGAUGCGAGUUCAUCCUUCUUAAUCUUCAUCUGUGCAUUUUGAUAAUGUAGAAAUCUUACAAACAGAAAGAUCCUCAAUUUCUUCAGUUCAGGUAGUGAAAUUUAUCUGAACUCAUCAUUUAUGGAUCUGCUGAUCUAAGUGUCACCUAAAAGGCAGUAUUUUGCAAAGCUUAAAAGAGACAGUUGCAUACAGGUAUAAAAAUAACCACUUUGUUUUAUGCCAGUAACUUUGAAGGUGAGCUGCAAAAGAAUUAAUUUUAUUUUCAUUGCUCCUUAUUAUGCACAGAGAAGACUUGAAGGGUGUUUUUUUUGUUGUUUUUUUUUUAAAUGUGGCUUCUCUUUUUACAUUGGAAAUGAAGAUUUUUGUAUUGAGGUUGCUAUAAUUAUGACUUCAAAAUUAGCAGCAUUACUGUAAUGCAAUCAGUUGUUUUUAACAAUAGAUUUUUUUUAAAGCUUUUGCCAAUAACAUCAUAAUUGUCUGUGUUAUUUUAAUGCUGAUAAGUUGGUAUGGAGAAAAGCAGUUCUUACCAAAUUUAGACAGGUAUGCCCUGAAUUGAAGCUUGAGCUAACUGCAUGUUUUGCAAUCCUUUGGUGAACUUAGCCAGCAGAUUGACCUUCUUGGGACUUAAAAAUUAAAAAAAAAAAAUCUGCUCUUACUCAAAGAGAUAAAUGUUCACUUUAUGGAUCAGAUUAUGUCUGGUUUAAAGCACUUUGAGAGAGAAAAAUAAAAAAAUUAUAGCAGAAGUCUGGUGGGUGGACAGGAGCUGGUUCAACAAUGAGAACCUGUAUAUUAUAAGUUCUUUAGACUGGUGCCUGUUGGGAUAAACCAAGUAUUAAUCAGAUCAAGAGUUUGUUACAUCCUUAUUUAUCUGAUACAGUAUAGCAAAUAUGGCUGUAUUUAUAACAGCUAUUUUACUGCAGAUUUUUUUUACUACCUUGAUUGUAUGAAACAGUGAUUUUAAUGUCAAACAAAAAAUUGGUUACAUUAAUACGUAAAAGGUGUGUCUAUUCAUAAUACCACUGAAUUUCACUAAAAAUAAUAGUUUGAAAUACCCUUCCUGGUAUUGCUCAAAAUUGAUACGAAAUGCAUAUGCUGCUUUUCAUAGAUACCUUGUGAAAGAAGUUUGGUUUAUUGGUUUUUCAUUCUUGUUUCUUUACCUGAAAGAGAGAGAGACCAGAAUCCUGGAAUGCCUGUACCAACAGUUUGUGCUGCUACUGAUGUUUACAAUCUGUAUAAAGCAAAAGAAUGUUUUAAUAUAGUGAGCGAAAGAUCCUUGCUCAUGCUGUAUGGAACUUGCCAAAAAGUAAUAAAUUGGUUUAUUUGUGGCAAA
Molecule: messenger RNA, 3091 nt
Organism: Cygnus atratus (black swan)
Lineage: Eukaryota; Metazoa; Chordata; Aves; Anseriformes; Anatidae
Gene: OTUD6B
Product: OTU deubiquitinase 6B
Exons: 7
Coding region: 126-1037 (303 amino acids)
Biological process (GO): protein deubiquitination
Molecular function (GO): cysteine-type deubiquitinase activity
Source: RefSeq, a predicted model, not a curated record